CAGGCGGUGCCGUUGUAUUUUGGCGGUUCGACUUCAACAUGGCGAACGCUAGCGGGAGUAACGUCGGUAGCAGCAAUGGCGAGGUGGUGGGAGGCGAGGAGUCGUCCCUCGCAGAGGGGUCGUCUACCGCUCACAUCCCAAAAGUGAAGCUUCUGGAUACCGUGGUGGACACUUUCCUUCAGAAGCUAGUGUCUGCCGGGAGUUAUGAGCGAUUUGCCAAGUGUUACAAGCGCUUCUACAAACUCCAGCCUGAAAUGACACAACUAAUAUAUGACCAGUUUAUAACUCAGUUGCAGACAUCCAUCCGGGAAGAAAUUUCCACAAUUAAGGAAGAAGGAAACCUAGAAGCUGUUUUGAAUUCCCUUGAUAAGAUUGUGGAGGAGGCUGAGGACCGAAAGGAGCCAGCAUGGCGCCCCAGUGGGAUUCCUGAAGAUGAUGUUCGCAGUACGCUGAUACCCUACUACUUACAGCAGCAAUCAUCCCUGAAGCGACUGGUCCAGGAACAGGAGAAGGAGAAUGUCAAACUGGCUGAAAUGGUCCUGGAAGGGCGGAAACAGGUGCUAGAGCUACAGCAACAGAUCCAGGCGCGGAAGCAAGCUUGGCAGGCUCUUAGCAAAAAACAGAGAGAGCUAGCAACAGUGUUGGAAGACCCAGAGUGAGGAGGCCAGUCAGCUGGACCCCACCCUUCCAAUACUCUCAAGACUCCUUGUCUCUGGCUUUGGAGGGACCCACAUCAUCUGAACAAAUUAAAUUUCGUGAGGACCCGUGGAGGUAGAAUCUACAGGGGCUGAAACUCUGAGCUACCUUGAGAGGGGAAGCCAGCUAAGAAGAGGGCUAUAAAAUGCCCACUGAUCCAAGAGCUGUAAAGGGAUCCACCAGAAGCCAAGGAUGCAGGUUAAGGCCUCUUCUUCAUGUGUUUUGGGCUUCUCUGGUGCCGUUCAUCCUGCUCCCCAACUCCACUUGUGAUUUCCUUCUAUUUCCCACUGCUUUGGAGUCAGAUGGGCCACAGGUUUUCACUCAUCUUGGGCCGGAUUUUAAUAUCUCUUUCUUCACUGAGCCCAGCACAGUUCCUCCCCCUCCUCACGUCCCUCUCAGUCCGGACUGCCCCAGCCACAGAGUUCUUGAAUCCUCUAAUCAUGGAAUCUGUUUCCAAUCUCCACUGAUUGCUGCCUUGCUGGCCAAGCUGAUGCCCUGUCAUGUUCUCCCCACAUCUGUAAAUAAACUUCCUACAUUACACUGUCAUCUCUCUGCUCCCAAGAUGUUUGCCCCUGUUGGCCUCAGCUGUCCCUGAUUUGCUGUCCUUAUGCUGGUCCCCAGGCUAACGUGGAGCAUUUGGAUCCAGGACCUUGAGUUCCUUUUGCAAUUAGGACAGUUUUCCCAGUUUAUACAAUCUAGAGCCUCUAGGUCUGGGAGAUAAGAUGGAGCUUAACUUUAGCCCUGAUAGGAGAACAUCUGGGAUUUCCUCAAUCCCCAGCUCUAUCUCAGUGAUUUUAGGCAAAUAAUUUUGUCAUUUUGUCUAACCUUGACCCUCACACCACCUUUCUUGUUUUAUGUCUGGGCUUGUUGAGAAUAAAUCUAUAUAACUUA
Molecule: messenger RNA, 1587 nt
Organism: Vombatus ursinus (common wombat)
Lineage: Eukaryota; Metazoa; Chordata; Mammalia; Diprotodontia; Vombatidae
Gene: PMF1
Product: polyamine modulated factor 1
Exons: 5
Coding region: 39-659 (206 amino acids)
Biological process (GO): chromosome segregation
Cellular component (GO): MIS12/MIND type complex
Source: RefSeq, a predicted model, not a curated record